GAAAAGUCACAGCCGGGAGCGGAAAUCUCCGGGACACAGGAAGUCAAUGGCAAUGAGUGUCUCUGAGGCUGGAGACAGAAAUACAGGUUGAGUUUGGGAUGUAGCCUUUCUGAUGGGGUCCGUGCAGGCAGAGGUGGAGAGAGCAUCCUGAACGCGUCUGCCUGCAGCCCCUGUUGACCCGGGAGCCCCGUCCAAGAGGGGGAAGGGACGGGUCUCCUGUGAGAGGGGUUCCCUUGGACCAGACGGGGUAAGGGGUGGGUGAGUGGGGGUGUUCGCCCCAUUCCCCCUCCCCCGCCGGAAUUCCCAGAACGGCUGUGAAGCGAGUGCUGCUCCUGCUCUGCUACUUUGUUGCACUCUUGCAACUGAGGAAAAUGUGGAGCAGUAAAUACCUGCGGAGCCCCCUGUCCCGUUCGUUGCUCAGCAACAUGAGGCAGCAAGGCGAUGAAGAACACGACAAGUCCCAGUGGUACGCCUGUGACAUGGAACUGCUGCCAACAUGUCUGCAGCAACUGUUUGUUCAGAGUUAUCUAGACAUGGGGACACGUGCGUUUCUCAGGCAGUGCUCGGAGAAAUCCAGCUGGCUUUUUGUUCAGAUUUAUUACUCCCUUGUCACCUCUGUGUUUGGUCUGUUCAUGUCCAAGACCUCCAUCAAUGGGCUGUUGGGAAGAGGAUCGAUGUUUGUCUUCUCUGAGGAGCAAUUUCUUCAACUGCUCAGAGUGGGACCAGACUGGCGGGCAGCCAGAGUGCUUGAUCUUGGGGCUGGAGAUGGAGAGGUUACUAAAAUCAUCAGUCCCCAUUUUGAAGAGGUCUACGUGACUGAAGUGUCUCCCACCAUGAAAUGGCAACUUAAAAAGAAACAGUACAGAGUCCUGGGGAUUGAUGAGUGGCAGGGCACUGGCUUUUAUUACAAUAUGAUUAGCUGCCUAAACUUGCUGGAUCGGUGUGAUCGGCCCUUGUCUCUACUGAAGGACAUCAGGAACACUCUGGAACCGAGUAAAGGCCGUCUGAUACUGGCUGUGGUCUUGCCCUUCCAACCCUAUGUGGAAAAUGGUGGUAAAUGGGAGAGACCUUCGGAAUAUCUAGAGGUAACUGGAGAGACGUGGGAAGAGCAAGUGGCCAGUUUUAGUAAUGAUGUGUUCAACAAGGUGGGCUUUGCCAUUGAAUCCUUCACCCGGCUCCCAUACCUGUGUGAAGGGGACUUGUACAAUGAUCACUAUGUACUGGAUGAUGUGGUCUUCGUUCUUAAACUGGUUUAAAGCUGCAUUGUCCAGAUGUUUCAUAACAACGAACGCAACACAACAAUUCCAAUCAGCAAGAACAGUUUCAUCUUUCUAUUCGGACAAAUAAUGGGUUAAAAACACUUGUUUAACUUGAAGUGAAUUUAAAUAUUUUGUGAACUACUUGAUAUACGCUCUAUGGCCUUUUUAUAUAUACACACUGUGUCCUUUCUGGCCAAAAUCUUUUCUGCUCCUCUUACAAUUGUUUGGUUGUUGAGGUAUUUUUCUUCUCGAAUCCUCCUUUCUAUCUUGCUACCGUGACUUUGAACAGAACACUCCAUGCCUCUCCCUGCUUAAUGAUUCAUACUUUGGUGAAGGGCUAAGUAGGGUCCCCAGCCCUCCAGGGAUGGCCGAGACUCUGCAGAUAUUUACAAUUAAUCUCAUGAAUGCUGCUAUGAACAGAAUCCAGGAGGAAAACAAUCAUUGAAAUCUCCUUUCUUUAAAAAAAAAAGCAUUGUGCUUAUUUUCCACAGUUUAUUUGAUUACCUUGUUUAUUAAUAUUGGGAAAGUUGGAAAUCAUGCGAGGAAACCAGGAAUACAUCCAGUCUCAAAUUGGCAACCCUAGGGGUUGGUGAAGAUGUUGUUAGUGUUUUUAUCCAAUCCAUGUGGUAAUUCUCUACUGUUGGCAUCUAGCCAGCAAAGUAGAACUGACAACAUUUAAGCAGUAAUGGGGAGACUGGUUUGAAAAAAUCAUUCAAAAGGGUGUCCACUCCUGCACCUCACUACAACCAUAAUAACUGAGCCAGCAGUGGCAGUGAAUUUAAUCGAAACAUAAAGACGUAAAUGAUUUAUUGAAAAUGUGCCUGAUAUUGUAUUACUUCAGUGAAGCUGCUUUAUUUUAGAGUUUUGAAAUCUGGCUCAUUUGUACAAUGUCUCCUGCGGGCUGUCACAGGAAGUGAAGAACCAUAAUGGUCUCAGUGGGAUCAUUUAAAUCAUGUCAAAUAUUCUACAAUGUUGGGUUUUACAAUUUAACCACAGUCAUCUGGGUUCAAGACUAGAACUGGUAAAUGUUUAAUAUUUUACAGUCUGAAGUUUAAUAUUUUAAUCUUGUAGAUUAUUUACUUUUAAAACAGGAUGCUUUUUGGAUGUAAGAGAUGAUCAACUGUAGAUUGUCUUGAUCUAGUUCUUUAUAUUUUAUUCCAUGUUGCCUCUGGAAGAAUAAAAUGAGGAUGCAUUUUCCUUACCUUUUGAAGUUCUAAUGUUUCAUGUAAAGGAUUGUAAUAGACUAACACUAAGGUUGGAUCACUAGGUACCAGGGACAAAUACUGACUUCAAGAUAGAAAGCAGAGAGUAGCAUUACGUGCAAUAUUGUAAAGGGCAUAUAUUCAGACCGGCAUAACGAUCAGUUCUUCACAAUUUAUAAUUAAUGGUUUAGAUUUUAGAAUAGAAAACAAAAUGUCUAAAUUUGUGAACUAAAUUUGUGAACAAAUACUAAAAUGGGAGGUUCUAAGAAAGGGUCACUGAACCCGAAACUCUAAUUCUGAUUUCUCACCACAGAUGCUGGGGAACCUGAUGAGCCUUUCCCACAAUUUCUGUUUAUGUCUCUAAGAUGGGGAAAUAUAAUCACACUUACUCUUGCGUGGGAUGUGGCUAGUGCUGACAAUCGUUCAUUUUACAUCUUAACCUCCCUUAAACUGAUUGACUUGACUGUUAACUCCCCCUCUCUCUCUCUCUCUCCCCCCCCCCCCAAAUAAUUUCAACCAUAUUUGUUGGUCUGGAAUGUAUUGGCCCUACAGAACAAUACUGAACCAGAUGGACUUUUACAACAAAAUGGAUAAAUAGUUACAGUUAAACUAUUGUUUUUAAUUUGAGAUUUUAUUUAAUUCAUAUUUCACCACCUCUCAUGAUGGGAUUCUUGUCACCAGAACAUUAACCUGGGCUCUGAAUUCUCAAUUCGCUGACAUUACCACAUUGGUACUGCUGUCCCCUAACACUGAGGAUGACAGGAAAGUACAAAAGGAGGUUAAUAAUCUCACAGGACAGGCACAUCGUAAUGAAUAACAGCAUGAAAAAGUAUUAGGCAUACAAAAGCAAAGUACUCCAGAUGCUGGCAAUCUGAAAUAAAAACAAAAAUGUCUGGAAACACUCAACAGGUCAAGCAGCAUUUCUGGAGAGAAACAGAGUUCAGGUUUCAGGUCAGUGACCUUUCAUUAGAACGCUGAAGAAAGGUCACCGUAAAAUGGCAAAAGUUACUUUAUUUUGGUGAGAAAUAUAAAAGAGUUGUGUUAUGAUCCUCUUGGAGACCAAUCGGCUUUAAAGAAAGUAAUCUCUAUGAAAUCAGUAAAAAGAAAACUGAUGGACAAGAUGUCACUUUUUAAUACCUACGAGCCAAUUAAAAUUAACAUGAAUAUUAAUUGAGGGGUGAGAUAUAUUUCCAAUAAAAGGGUAAACUUCGCCUCAAGUAGUUAAUAUAACAAAGAUAGACCUUGCGUACAGCAUUCCUAAUAUUGCCCACAGAAAUGUAUUACCACGGGUAACGUCGGGCUUUCCAGCUGGCCUUUGGUUUGUCGCAUCUCUUGCUUAACUGUGUGGUUGUCAGAAUGUCCUUUAAACACCACAUUGUUAUUCAUAAAUCACUGCAAGUUACCUUUAAUUCGGCUACUUAUUAAGAAAUCUCACAGACAAUGAAGUACUGAAACAAUGAUUUAACAUUUAUUGCAUGUAGCAACCAAAAUAAGACCCUUUGAGUAAGCCUCACAAGUCAAGCUAGUUAUUACUCAAUUAAUGGUGGAAUUUAGUGACAGGUCCAACCAAUAGUAUCUCUCUGGCAGUGUCCAGGAUUCAAUCCUUCCAUAGAAUCCUUCCAGCACGGAAACAGGCCCUUUGGCCCACAAGUCCACACCGACCCUCCGAAGAGUAACCCACCCAGAUCCAUUCCCCUACAUUUACCCCUGACUAACCUACACAUCCUGAACACUGGACAAUUUAGUGUUGCCAAUUCACCUAACAUCUUUGGACUGUGGGAGGAAACCAGAGCAUCUGGAGGAAACCCACAGAGACACUGGGAGAAUGUGCAAACUCCACAUAGACAGCUACUCGAAGCUGGAUUCGAACUCGGGUCGCUGACGAUGUGAGGCAGCAGUGCUAACCAACCUGCCACCCUUCAAAGUUUUGCGAAUAAGGGGUUCUGGUGUUGGAUUUGUUUAUACAGGUUUUCACCUUUCAGGUCUAUGCAGUGAUAUUAUUGAUGAUUCUUUAGUUUGUUUCAUCUAAAAUAUUGCAAACUGCAGCUUGCCUUUUUAUCAGAAGUAACUCCUCUGCUCUUUGUUAUAUUCGGUGUUAACAGUCUCAAGAUAUAUACUGUUUUGUAAUUAACUCCUUAAAUUCUUCAACAAACUGGUCAUUUAUUCUUGUGGUGUGAGGCAGCUAGUUAUCAAGUAGUUUUGUUCAUGUAACUUUGAUUCCCUUUUUCUCCCAGACAUGGCUAAUUGCUUUCAAUUCCAGUAUAGGUUUGUUCUUGUCCCUUUAUAGUUUAUCCCGGACAGAGUUAUUGCUUCUUUUGUGUGUAACAGUUUAUUUUUGUUGAUUCUUUUGAUCCAUAAACAGUUAAAGUUC
Messenger RNA from Hemiscyllium ocellatum (epaulette shark), 4832 nucleotides. RefSeq names its product methyltransferase 9, His-X-His N1-histidine (gene mettl9). The record is from RefSeq and is a predicted model, not a curated record. Gene Ontology annotation, molecular function: protein-L-histidine N-pros-methyltransferase activity. The transcript is spliced from 5 exons. The coding region runs from base 372 to 1256 and encodes 294 amino acids. NCBI's taxonomy places the organism in Eukaryota, Metazoa, Chordata, Chondrichthyes, Orectolobiformes, Hemiscylliidae.